CCGGGCGACCGGCUGCUGAGGUGGCUGUCGGCGGCCCGGAGCUGCGGCUUCGCCGGGUCGAGACCCGAUGGCUGCCGAGGCCGCGGACGCCCCUCCGGGCGGGCUCGAGCCGACGCUUAGCUGCUUUUCUUUCAACCAGGACUGCACAUCCCUAGCAAUUGGAACCAAAGCUGGUUAUAAGCUGUUUUCCUUGAGUUCUGUGGAGCAACUGGACCAAGUCCAUGGAAGCAAUGAAAUCCCAGAUGUCUACAUCGUCGAGCGCCUCUUCUCCAGCAGCCUGGUGGUGGUGGUCAGUCACACGAAGCCGCGGCAGAUGAACGUGUAUCACUUCAAAAAAGGCACAGAGAUCUGUAACUACAGCUACUCCAGCAACAUCCUCUCCAUAAGGCUGAACCGGCAAAGGCUGCUGGUGUGCCUGGAGGGGUCCAUUUACAUUCACAACAUUAAAGACAUGAAGCUGCUGAAGACCAUCCUGGACAUCCCUGCAAACCCCACAGGUCUGUGUGCCCUCUCUAUCAACCAUUCCAAUUCUUAUUUGGCCUAUCCUGGGAGCCUGACAACAGGGGAGAUUGUGCUUUAUGACGGAAACUCCCUGAAAACAGUCUGCACUAUCGCUGCUCAUGAGGGAAUGCUGGCGGCCAUCGCCUUCAACUCCUCAGGCUCCAAACUAGCGAGUGCGUCUGAAAAGGGCACAGUCAUCCGGGUGUUCUCGGUACCUGACGGGCAAAAGCUCUAUGAGUUCCGGAGGGGGAUGAAAAGGUACGUGACCAUCAGCUCCCUGGUGUUCAGUAUGGACUCGCAGUUCCUCUGUGCCUCCAGCAACACCGAGACUGUGCACAUCUUCAAGCUGGAGCACCUCUCCGACAGGACAAACAGGCCCUCGGUGCCAUUCUGUGAUUGCCAGGAUAAUGUGUCCCCAGUUGUUCCAGGUGGGCAGAACAUUAUGCUAAGGCACAGUUUCUUCCUGUCGUGCCGCCCAGAAGAGCCCGUGACCUGGAGCGGCUACGUGGGAAAGGUGUUCAUGGCUGCCAGCAACUACCUCCCUGCCCAAGUGUCAGACAUGAUGAAUCAGGACAGGGCCUUUGCCACCGGGCGGCUGCAUUUCUCCGGGCAGAGGAACAUCUGCACCCUGUCAACGAUCCAGAAAUUGCCAAGGCUGCUGGUCGCCUCAUCCGACGGACACCUAUACAUCUACAAUUUGGACCCUCAGGAUGGGGGAGAGUGCGUGUUGAUCAAGACCCACAGCUUGCUUGGCUCAGAAACAACAGAAGAGAAUAAAGAAAAUGACCUCAGACCUUCGAUACCUCAGUCUUAUGCAGCAACUGUAGCCAGACCCAGCACAUCUUCAGCCUCCACGGUACCAGGUUAUUCUGAGGACGGCGGGGCGCUCCGAGGAGAGGUUAUUCCUGAACACGAGUUUGCAACGGGACCAGUGUGUCUUGAUGAUGAGAAUGAAUUUCCCCCUUUUGCUGGACACAGGAUCUCAGACCCUUAUCCCGGACGAACUGAGUCAGGAUCUGCAUUUUCACAAGAUCCCCAGGAAGGACGUUGGCAAAUUUACACAUGAAUCCAAGCUGAAGACAUUUCCUCUCCAGACGCCUGGUCAGAAUUUCAAAGAUGACCUUAUAUUCUGCAAACGUGUUGGGUUUUCUUGGUUGCCCUCCUUAUCCGUGCGCUUGCUUGCUUUCUUGCUUGCUUUGCUUUAUUUGUUGGUUUUUUAAGUGUGUUAAAUACAGUGUGAUGGAUCGCUUUUUUGUGGCCUGUCUCGCCAUGGUCUUGUAACACCCACCCAAGUGAUUGGGUGGGAUUAUACAAAUAACGUAAUUGUGGCCCACCAAGGGGACUGGAUAGCUUGUUAAUAAUGAAAAUAAAAUUCAUGACACCCAUGCAGGCAUAGGACCAUGCAAAUAAGGUCUAUGGAACCCUAAUGAAGGGAUUGGUCAGUUUUGCCAUCCCACUAGGCUUAAAAUGAGCCAUCCCAGAGGUGGGACAGAGAGGAUCUCAAAACCACCAAGAAAAUCCAAGAGUGGAGCACGUCCUUGGGACUCAGGAUCCCUGUGCUGAGAAGCUCCUGGAACCAGGAGACAGAGAAAGAAGGAGAGAGAGCUGUAACACUGAAGAUGGCAAGAAGUGGUGGCAGAGAAAUGGUGGCAGGGAAGACCCGCAGGAGAGACAGGCAGGAGACGGUGCAGUGGGCUUCCCAGCUCAUGGAGCAAUAAAGCUGAGUACCUUCAGGCAGGAGGCCUGAUGGUGGAGUAGGGUGUCUCUUGGCACUUGGUGGAGCUAGGCUUGUCAGCCCACAGGGCACCUUCAGCUAAGGCUUACUGGUGGAGUAGCGUGCCUCUGAGCACUUAUUGGCAAAGCCAAAAGAGCGUUGUAACACUUGUCCAAGCAGGGCAGAGGCCAAGGGGCCAGAGAGAGGCACACCUGUGGGCAUGGCUAGAAAGAGGCUGUCCUGAUGGAAGAACUGUAUCUGGAGCAUUCCUAAACCUGAAUUGUAACCUAUUACUUCCCUAAUAAACCCCAUAAUUGUGAAUAU
Molecule: messenger RNA, 2539 nt
Organism: Loxodonta africana (African savanna elephant)
Lineage: Eukaryota; Metazoa; Chordata; Mammalia; Proboscidea; Elephantidae
Gene: WIPI1
Product: WD repeat domain, phosphoinositide interacting 1
Exons: 15
Coding region: 68-1567 (499 amino acids)
Biological process (GO): protein localization to phagophore assembly site; nucleophagy; protein lipidation
Cellular component (GO): extrinsic component of membrane; cytosol; phagophore assembly site membrane
Molecular function (GO): phosphatidylinositol-3,5-bisphosphate binding; protein binding; phosphatidylinositol-3-phosphate binding
Source: RefSeq, a predicted model, not a curated record